Gamsiella multidivaricata is the source of this 1266-nucleotide messenger RNA. RefSeq lists its product as uncharacterized. The record is from RefSeq and is a predicted model, not a curated record. NCBI's taxonomy places the organism in Eukaryota, Fungi, Mortierellomycota, Mortierellomycetes, Mortierellales, Mortierellaceae. The transcript has 2 exons. Bases 292 to 1104 code for a protein of 270 amino acids.
GUUUCAUGUGCUUCCCAAAGCAAGGCUGUAGUAGAUUGUGGAUGCUGUAUCUAUUUUUCAUCCUCGGGAAUCAAUCGACAAAUGUACCUCUUGUUCCCUGCCUGAUUCAUCGCUAUUCACCUCAUUCACUUCAUUCUCCUUAUUGCGUUGGUUGUGCCUUUACACCGAUUCGUCGCUUGAAGAAAACUGCUACAUAUUUUUCAGGGACCAGGGGUACAGCAGAACACAUACGAUACAUCUCUAUACCUCUAUUAAGCAUACCAUACACCUACCUCUAUCACUAAGGCAACAAUGGCAUCCCUCCCAAGGACCUUCUCUCUCCUCUUCUGCCUCCUUAUCCUGCUCGCGCUCUCGACUCAGCACCUGGUGCAGGCUGACAAAUCUUACUCUUUCUUUGCACCCACGGCAGCGACCCGAUGGGUAGCGGGACAGCAAGGGUUGGUCUCGAUUAUUUCGACGGACAAGGCCAAGGGCGAUGCUUCCCCCACGGACCGUCUCUUGACCAUCACCCUUCGAACUAAGAGUGGUGGCAUCUUCCCAUCAACCACCGUCGUGGCCACCAUCAAGGAUGGAAUUCAAUUGCUGAUUCCUGCAAACUCGACGGCGACGCAGGUCCAACUGGAUAUCACGGAUUUUAUUGUACCGGCUACGUUGACUGCAGGGGAGAAUUACUUGGUGCACCUCGAGCGCGCAAGUUCAGGUUUAUUUGAUUUCGACCGCACCACCGAUAGCUCCAACUUCCAGAUCUUUGCAGCGCCUCCUGCUGGAAACACAACGACGGGCCUCCCAACCAUGACCUCGACGAUAAUGCAGCCGACGUUGACGACGACGACCGCCAACUUAACAACGACUCCGACGCCUACGCUGCCCGCUGGUCAGACCUGCAAUGACAUCCGUGAGCAAUGUGCCGCACAGAGCCGUGCGUAUCAAGAGGCCACCGCAACAACCCCUUGCUCCUGUGGUGCUACCUUGGUCGUCCCAACCAUUGUCGGAAACAGUGCCCCGGGCAGUAUCAAGGCCAAUGUCAAAUUGACAUUCCAGAGUACAGGUGGACCCACUGCCGCUUUGGCGUUCUUGUUGCUCGUCGUCAUGACCUUGUUCUGAGAAUGAGGAAAGAAAUACAUGAUGGCUUUCUUCAAUAUAGUGGUAGGUGCCCACGCACACACUUCUAAAAGUACUUGUAAAAUAUACAUCAACCCGCAUAAUGAUAAUAAAAACGGAGAAUGGGAGGCGGAGGCGGUAGACUAUUCGUACUCCCUCACUCAG